Messenger RNA from Cherax quadricarinatus, 587 nucleotides. The record is from RefSeq and is a predicted model, not a curated record. Lineage: Eukaryota; Metazoa; Arthropoda; Malacostraca; Decapoda; Parastacidae.
CAGGCCAGAAGGAGACUAGUAUACUGCAACGCAUCUCCCCCCAAGACGAUAGUAAUUAGGAGCCUAAGCCACCAGUAAUUAGAACGUGCCAAGACACCAAUAAUUAGACAGUAGCUCACUAACAGCAGUAAGAGUAGCUCAAGACAAUGCGUCUAAGCUGUAGCGGUAUGUAUACAUGCGCAGUGACGCUUGUCCUAGUAGCAGGCGUGGCACUCGCGCAGAAGAACCCGGCGAGACCUGUGGACGAUAACGAUGUGUUGGAGAGGGAGAGGGUCCCUAACGGUGGGGGGAAGAGGUACGGCAGUUCGCCCAGGAACGACGUCAGAAGGUACGGUGUGGCACCUUCUGAACUCCAGGUUCACGACGGUCAUCGCAUGAUCACCCGAGCUCUGUGGAGAAUCUUUGACGCCCUCAUGCAGAAGAAAGACCACUCACAGUUGUACGGCAGGAUGGGUUUUGUAGAGGAGGCGCUCAAGAAGAUGAUCUCUGUUGACUCCCAACUCGAGGAUGAAAUCGACAAACUCAAGGUAAGGCUCUAUCCUACAAUUUUUUUCUUUGACAAUACCUUGUAAUUUUUUACAUAUGAA